AUGACGCUGGAUAGGAGUAGUUUUCAUUAUGGUACAAAUAUAAUUGCACGCCGUGGGGCUCUGCGGCAAAAAAAUGUCACGGAAGUUAAAGGUCAUAAAUUUGUAGCUAAGUUUUUCAAACAGUUCACAUUUUGCGGACACUGCAAAGAUUUCAUAUGGGGUCUUGGAAAACAAGGUGUUCAGUGUCAGAUAUGCUGCUUUGCUGCUCACAAGAGAUGUCACCAGUUUGUAGCGUUUAAAUGUCCUGGUGCAGACUUAGGACCAGAGUGUGAUGCAAAAAAGUGCCACAAAUUCAGGCCACAUAAUUACUCCAGUCCUACUUUUUGUGACCACUGUGGCUCACUGCUCUACGGACUUGUUCAACAAGGUUUAAAAUGUCAAAGUUGUGAUAUGAAUGUUCACAAAAGGUGCGAGACAAACGUUCCCCGUCUUUGUGGAGUAGAUCAUACUGAACGCCGUGGGCGUAUCUACCUCAAAAUCACCUGGCAAGAAUCCACAUUUGUUGUUGAAGUUAAAGAAGGAAGGAAUCUUAUUCCAAUGGAUCCAAAUGGUCUUGCUGAUCCAUAUGUCAAAAUUAAAUUUGGACCAAGCGACGAAUUCGGACGUAAAUUCAAAACUAAAACAGUGAAGUCCAACCUCAAUCCUGUAUGGGAUGAAACGUUUACUAUUGAUCUACAUCCUGAAGAUGAGUCAAAGCGAUUGAAUUUCGAGGUUUGGGAUUGGGAUCGUGCAUCACGUGAUGACUUCAUGGGUGCUUUAUCGUUUGGAGUUACUGAGCUGAUUAAAAAGCCUGUUGAUUGUUGGUUCAAACUGCUGAGUCAAGAAGAAGGCGAGUAUUAUUCAAUUCCUUGUACAACGGACAAUAACACUCCAUCGUACGCAGAUUUAGCUUCUGAAUAUGAGACGCAUUUCAAGACAGAUAUUUACGAGGACGAUGAAAAUCUUCAAAAUGGUCCAACUAAAAUUCGAGAUGUGGUCAGAGCAACUGACUUCAAAUUUAUAAAAGUACUGGGCAAAGGAAGUUUUGGAAAGGUUGUGUUAGCUGAACGAAAAGAUACGGAUGAACUAGUAUUAGCAUUACAACGUAAACCAGCAUUUCUUGUUCAGUUACAUUCCACUUUUCAAACUAUGGACCGAUUGUACUUUGUAAUGGAAUUUGUAAAUGGUGGUGAUUUAAUGUUCAGAAUACAAAAAGAAGGCAAAUUCAAAGAGCCUGUUGCUGUUUUUUACGCUGCUGAAGUCGCUGUUGGUUUGUUUUUUCUACAUGAUAAAGGCAUCAUAUACAGAGAUUUAAAAUUGGAUAAUUUAUUGCUAGACUCUGAAGGACAUAUAAAGAUAGCUGAUUUUGGAAUGUGUAAAGAUGGUAUUACUGGAGAUGCUACAACACAGACAUUCUGUGGUACACCUGAUUAUAUUGCACCAGAAAUACUACUGUAUAAACCCUAUGGAAGAUCAGUGGACUGGUGGUCGUAUGGCGUUCUGUUGUAUGAAAUGUUAGCUGGUCAGCCGCCAUUUGAGGGUGAAGAUGAAGAGGAUUUAUUCGCAAAUAUUUUACAGCAUAAUAUUUCGUAUCCUAAGAGUUUAUCCAAAGAAUCUGUAUCCAUUUGUAAAGCUCUUCUUACUAGGGAUCCAGUUAAACGACUUGGUUGUGGUCCAGAUGGUGAACAAGAAAUUAAAGAACAUUUAUUUUUCCGGCGUUUAGAUUGGGAAAAAAUUGCUCUGCGUUUAGUCCAGCCUCCUUACAAACCAAUCACCUAUUCACCAUGUGAUACAAGUAACUUUGACAGUGAAUUCACCAAAGAUACACCUGAAUUAACACCAACUGACAAAUUAUUUGUGAUGAAUUUAACUCAAACUGAGUUCAGUGGAUUUUCUUUGUUAAUCCAGAGUUUGUUGUUGAAGUAUAG
Heterobilharzia americana is the source of this 1907-nucleotide messenger RNA. The record is from the annotation of a GenBank genome assembly. Lineage: Eukaryota; Metazoa; Platyhelminthes; Trematoda; Strigeidida; Schistosomatidae.